GCGAUAAAUUAAAAGAAAAUCGCCGAAAUAUCACGUCGAUCGCGCGUUAACUUGUUUUUACGUUGAAGUAUUUACGGGAAUACAGUUCUUCGUGAAUAUUCGUAACAUAAUCAGCAUGAAACUUGUACGGAACCGAUGCCCGGUCAUCGAGGAGGAACACGAGUAGUAGCCAUUUUCUAGUGUUUCGGACGUUCUUCCGUCGUUACAUAUUUUCGGAGUAAUUAUCGACCUCUUGACAACAGAGAAAUUAUACUCUCUCUGCGACCACACAACGUCAAACGUCAUCAUGUUCGCUUGCACCCGAUUCAUCGCGCCCAUUGCCAGGUCCACCUUGGUCGCUGGAACCAAGAGUUACAUGCGGCCGCUGAGCAGUGCCGUGGUCAACCACAGCCAAAUUCUCCAACAGAAUCAAAUCCAGAGCCCGGUAAGUGUUUCACCUAUUCUGCGUAACUUCCAAACUUCCACAAUCAGCCGUGACAUUGAUUCUGCUGCCAAGUUUAUUGGUGCUGGUGCAGCUACUGUUGGUGUUGCUGGAUCAGGUGCUGGAAUUGGUUCGGUAUUUGGAUCGUUAAUUAUUGGUUAUGCGAGGAACCCUUCACUGAAACAGCAGCUCUUCUCAUACGCCAUUUUGGGCUUCGCCUUGUCCGAGGCCAUGGGUCUUUUCUGCCUUAUGAUGGCUUUCCUGCUCUUGUUCGCGUUCUAAGUCAACAACAUCGCAUAAGAAAUUUCUGAUAGUUUUAGUGCGUCACUGCCAAGACAGCAUCUUCUGUCUCUGACUGGGAACAGUGGAAGCUGUUCUUGGUAAACGGGUUGCCAUGAAAUCAUUAGAGAAAGUUCGAGUUCUGGUUCGACGGGGUGUGCGACGGUACGAGAAUUAAUGCAAAUAUUACUUGGCUGUACGUAUUGGAUCAUCUAUCGGACCGUCCUACCCCCUUCAAGCCUUUUAAUUUGUUCGUAAUCAUUUCAUGGUUUACUGUCUCAUGUAGCGUAAUUCACAUUGUUAUAAAAAUCAGUAUAAUGAACGAAUAAGACGUUACUGGAAGUUUAUUAAAAAAGCAAAAAGAAAAAAACAGAGCCUCACUUGCAUACUCCCAUAAUACGCACGUAUGUAUUUGACAUUAAUAUAUCGAUCCAAAAGAAAGUAGUACUACACUUUUGAACGUUUUUGUUAUCCGGAUAUGGUUCAUCAUUGUGCCGUCGCGUGCGCACGUUAUUGAAGUAACACCUGACGAAAAACUGUACAGUGAUAUCAAAUAAACAUUUUUGUCGUGAAAAUAUUA
Molecule: messenger RNA, 1280 nt
Organism: Megalopta genalis
Lineage: Eukaryota; Metazoa; Arthropoda; Insecta; Hymenoptera; Halictidae
Source: RefSeq, a predicted model, not a curated record